AUGGCGUCCGCGUUGUUCUUUCUGGAUCUGAAGGGCAAGACCCUCCUUGCGCGAAACUACCGUGGCGAUGUGCCCAUGUCAGCGGUUGAGAAGUUCCCUGUCCUGCUCUCCGAAGCCGAGGAAGAGUCUUCUGCAGUUCCCCCUUGCUUCUCGGACGAGGGGAUCAAUUAUCUCUAUAUCCGCCACUCCAACCUUUAUCUUCUUGCCUUGACGAAACGCAACACAAAUGCCGCCGAGAUCCUCCUGUUCCUCCACAAAAUCGUGGAAGUCUUUACAGAGUAUUUCAAAGAACUGGAGGAGGAAUCAAUACGAGACAACUUUGUGAUCAUCUAUGAGUUGUUGGAUGAGAUGAUGGACUUUGGAUACCCUCAGACGACCGAAUCGAAGAUCCUUCAGGAGUACAUCACCCAAGAAUCGCACAAACUCGAAGUUCAAGCCCGACCGCCUAUUGCCGUCACCAAUGCUGUAUCAUGGAGAAGUGAAGGCAUCAGAUACCGUAAAAACGAAGUCUUUCUGGACGUCAUUGAAUCCCUCAAUCUGUUGGUGUCUUCCACGGGCAGCGUUCUCCGAUCCGAGAUAUUGGGUGCCAUCAAAAUGAAAUGUUAUCUUUCAGGUAUGCCUGAACUUCGGUUGGGUUUGAACGACAAGGCUAUGUUUGAAUCAACAGGAAGGGCAACACGUGGUAAGGCCGUCGAGAUGGAGGAUGUCAAGUUUCACCAAUGUGUCAGGCUAUCAAGAUUCGAGAAUGACCGGACCAUCAGCUUUAUACCACCGGACGGAGAAUUUGAGCUUAUGAGCUAUCGUCUCAACACCGCGGUGAAGCCUUUGAUAUGGGUCGAGUGUGUUGUCGAGUCACAUUCUGGGUCCAGGAUCGAAUAUAUGCUCAAGGCCAGAGCACAGUUCAAACGGCGGUCGACAGCCAACAAUGUCGAAAUCAUCAUACCCGUGCCCGACGAUGCGGACUCACCGAGAUUCCGGACAAAUAUCGGUUCAGUGCACUACGCUCCCGAGAAGUCCGCCAUUGUCUGGAAGAUCAAACAAUUUGGCGGGGGAAAGGAGUUCUUGAUGCGAGCGGAGCUAGGACUCCCUAGUGUCAAGGGCGAUGAUGAGCGCGGUGGUGGGAUGACCGGCGGAUUUGGUGGUAGUAUGGGAGGCAUAACAGGCGAAGGCAAAGCGAAAAGACCUAUCAAUGUCAAAUUCGAAAUUCCUUAUUUCACGACCAGCGGAAUUCAGGUGAGAUAUUUGAAAAUCAUCGAACCAAAGUUGCAAUAUCCCUCGUUACCCUGGGUCAGAUAUAUCACUCAGUCCGGCGAUAUUGCGGUUCGAUUACCUGACGUACAAGGUUGA
Exophiala oligosperma is the source of this 1347-nucleotide messenger RNA. RefSeq lists its product as uncharacterized. Bases 1 to 1347 code for a protein of 448 amino acids. Lineage: Eukaryota; Fungi; Ascomycota; Eurotiomycetes; Chaetothyriales; Herpotrichiellaceae. The transcript is spliced from 4 exons. The record is from RefSeq and is a predicted model, not a curated record. Gene Ontology annotation, cellular component: clathrin-coated vesicle; clathrin adaptor complex. Gene Ontology annotation, biological process: vesicle-mediated transport; intracellular protein transport. Gene Ontology annotation, molecular function: clathrin-cargo adaptor activity.